CAGACUAAGGGAAGUUUUAUAGUUGGACUGUAAAUAUGUCCAGUAAGUCUAUUCCUCUCCACCCUGGCAUAAUGGAUAAGUUGUAUCUGCUGCUACUGGUGUGCUUACAUUCAUUCUGGCCUCACUGCCAACCACUGGAUCAAGCAUCGCUGCGGUUCAUUGGGCUGGGAGACUGGGGAGGACUCCCGCUCUUCCCUUACUACACCCCUCAUGAGGAGGCCAUCGCUGAGGAGAUGUCCUGGGCGGCCCAGACCCUGGGACUGGACUUUGUCCUCAGUCUGGGAGACCACUUCUACUAUGGCGGAGUGAAGGACGUGGAUGACCCACGCUUCAAGCACACCUUCGAGCGUGUCUUCUCUCAACCAUCACUCGUUGACGUCCCAUGGUACCUUGUGGCGGGAAACCACGACCAUCUAAAAAAUGUGUCUGCUCAGAUUGCUUACUCCAACAGAUCGGAGAGAUGGAGGUUCCCUGAGUUGUACUAUGAGCUCCAGUUCAAGGUUCCCCAGAGUAACGUGUCAGUGACUGUCCUGAUGGUUGACACCGUAGUGCUAUGUGGGAACACCUAUGAGGGGACCCAGCCCAAAGGAGAAGAGGACCCGGAGGCUGCUGCCAAGCAGUUAGACUGGAUCAACUCCAGACUGGCAAAGAGCAAGUCAGAGUUCAUUGUGGUAGCUGGUCAUUAUCCUGUGUGGUCCAUUGGUGAUCACGGCCCCACUAAGUGUCUUGUGGAUAGACUACGGCCACUGCUGAAGAAGUAUGAUGUCACAGUCUAUCUGAGUGGUCAUGACCACAGUAUACAGUUUAUCAGAGAGGAUGAUGGGAGUUCUUAUGUGGUCAGCGGGAGCGGGGCUUUUACAGAAAUUUCCAUUCAUAACAUCAACAGCUUCCCGUCUUCAUGGCAACGGUUCUCCAACGCUGUCAAUCAUACAUCCGGUGGGUUCGCUUACUUUGAAGUCACAGAGAACAAUAUGACUGUCAGCUACAUCCAGACUGAUGGGAAAUGUGUUUACCAAACAGGACUGGCAAAACGCAAAGUCUGACACAGGCAACGGCAUCACGAGAUGUUCAUUGUUGACUUACUGCAGGCCUAAUAUGCUGACUGUUUCUAAGAGCAUACUGUAUCUUUAAGCAGUUUACAAAACUGAAAACAUCUCCUCAUUCUAGUUCAAUGAAUCUUAACUCUUUACUUUCCUUUUUGUUAAUAAUUGUCUUGGACUGUAACAAUUUUUUUUUAAAUAUGAUUUUCUCUGAAUUUUUAUGUUUUGAAUGUGUUCUAUUUUUCUUGAAAAUCCCCACCCCCAAAAUUGUGUGAAAUAAUUGUCAGUUGAGUGACCUGUAGGUGGUGCUGGUUAGACCUUUUUGCAGGAACUACACAAGACUGAUGUCUGCUGCGAUAACGCUCAAGUUGCGUAAUCUUUCUCACCAGACAUAGUCACAUUAACAUAACAUACACCCACUAUUCAACAAUGUCUCAUAUCAAAGAUAAACACAUUACCACAAAUUAAUGAUAAGACUUUAUUGUGAAAAUGCCAAUAAAAUCAAACAAGAGUACCAUAUUAGUACCAGA
Messenger RNA from Salvelinus fontinalis (brook trout), 1570 nucleotides. Its product is annotated as tartrate-resistant acid phosphatase type 5-like. Lineage: Eukaryota; Metazoa; Chordata; Actinopteri; Salmoniformes; Salmonidae. The coding region runs from base 36 to 1043 and encodes 335 amino acids. Gene Ontology annotation, molecular function: ferrous iron binding; ferric iron binding; acid phosphatase activity. The transcript is spliced from 7 exons. The record is from RefSeq and is a predicted model, not a curated record. Gene Ontology annotation, biological process: bone resorption.